AAUAUUUCGGAAUAAUUGCUAAAAAGAGUUGUGAAAAAUGUAACUGACAAAAAUUCUGUUCUAUUGAAAAUUAAUAAUUUUCAAGAUAAAAAUUACACUAAUUUUUUGAAAUGUAAAAUAAUUGGCACUAUUGAUAGAGUCAUGUGGAUGUGUUGGCAGGUGGCGUAAUUGGGACUUGCAUCAGUUUUAUUUUUUUUAUUUACUGAAGAUGCUCAACGUUGAUUUGAGAUCAAAGAAGUCUGAAAAUUGUGAAGUUAUUUUCUAAUUUACAUACACCGGGAAAUUUUUUUAAUUUUUCAAAUUUGCCUUUCUAUCGAAUCAUCUUGUCACAACGAACCUCUUUUGCCGAAUCACUUGUUGAUAGAAUUAAAAAAUUGCAAUAUUUUUAGAUGCAGUAUGACAACGAAUAUGGAAAAAUCUAAGGAUCCUAGGAAUGCUACGCAGUCCAUACAAUUACCAAAAUUAUCACAAGAAUUUAUUAACUGGUACAACGAUCCAUUGAGAGUAAUUCAUUUCGAAGCCUCACAAAGCAUCGGAUCUGGUUUAGAAUCAGAUGUCGAGGAUAAUGUGAGUGAUACCGGGGCGACGAAUGAAGUACAUAAGAUUGAAAAAUACGAUUCCACCAUAGAUGACAAUUUACCACCUACAGUUACAUUGCUCACUACGCCAGAAGGUGGAAAAUUAUAUUUAAUCGGAACUGCACAUUUUAGUGUAGAAAGCCAAAAUGAUGUUUCUAAGAUAAUUCGGGCAGUACAGCCAAGUAUAGUAAUGAUUGAACUAUGUAAGCAUAGAAUACACGCCCUCCAUUUAGAUGAAGAAGCUCUGCUUAAGCAGUCUGAGAAUAUUGGCAUCGAAGACAUUCGUGCUGCGAUAAAAAAACAUGGAGUCACCAGUGGACUGAUGUUCAUAGUUCUCUUAAGCAUGUCACGUCAUGUUACAAAAGAACUGGGAAUGGCUCCCGGAAGUGAAUUUCGCACAGCUUUCGUCGAGGCAGCGAAAAUUCCAAACUGCAUUGUUCAUUUGGGAGAUCGGCCCUUCAAUAUAACAAUGCAAAGGGCCUUCCGGUCCCUGUCCCUUUGGCAGAAACUUAAAUGCGCAUGGAAAUUAUUGAGUUCGAGGGAACCUAUUACCAAAGAGGAUGUGGAAAAGUGUAAAAAUCGCGAGACGCUGGAUGCAGUUAUCGAGGAACUAAGUGCGGAAUUUCCUCCCUUGGCGGAAGUUAUGGUUAAAGAACGCGAUCUCUUUUUAACUUAUUCCCUGCAGUUGGCUUGCCAACCUCGAAUGACGCAUGAAGGUGUUAUUGUUCCAACACGAGCUGUUGGGGUCGUUGGCAUAGGACACAUGCCAGGCAUCAUCAAGAAUUGGGGAAAAGUUCACGCGAGUGAAAUUCUACCCAUUAUGAAAGUGCCACCACGAGCGUUAUCCAGCAAAAUAAUUGGAUUCACCAUAAAAGCCUCGUUGAUAGGUGCAGUGUUAUACGUGGGUUAUAGGACCAUUCCAUUACCAUCAACUGAAACUAUAGAAUCCUUAAAGUCAUCGGUCAAGGGACUUGUGAAGCGUCUCGGGACCUGCUUCAGCUCUUCCGUUGACCUGCAGUCACGAUGAGCAUGGCUGUGAAGAAUUCUACGGAUGAAUACCACCAUCUCACAUCGGAUGUUAUGUAUACAGAAU
Molecule: messenger RNA, 1671 nt
Organism: Belonocnema kinseyi
Lineage: Eukaryota; Metazoa; Arthropoda; Insecta; Hymenoptera; Cynipidae
Product: traB domain-containing protein
Exons: 8
Coding region: 397-1605 (402 amino acids)
Source: RefSeq, a predicted model, not a curated record